This is a messenger RNA of Hydractinia symbiolongicarpus, 904 nucleotides long. Its product is annotated as hemicentin-1-like. The transcript has 5 exons. The coding region runs from base 1 to 834 and encodes 277 amino acids. NCBI's taxonomy places the organism in Eukaryota, Metazoa, Cnidaria, Hydrozoa, Anthoathecata, Hydractiniidae. The record is from RefSeq and is a predicted model, not a curated record.
AUGAAUCAGUACUUGAAUUUCGAUUUGCUUGUGAGGAAUAAUAAGGAAAAAAAAGCUUCUCACAUAUACACUAUUACUUGGACAUUUGCUGCAAAGCUUGUAAAACUAAUUGUUAUGGAUAAGGAAAUAUACGGUGCAGAUUCUUGGAGCGCGUGGACUAUUGUAACCAGUUGUUCAGUCACAUGUGAUGGUGGGAUCCAAGAACAAAAAAGACUCUGUGUAAACACAUUAACAUCAAAUCUUGGUAACACUUGCACAAUGGAAAAUGGUAGACGUGGCAAUGAAGAGAAAACAACAACGAUCUGUAACAUUUUUAAAUGCCCUCCAGAAGAAACAGGAUAUGCUGGCUCUUGGGGUGAAUGGCAAGAUAUCACGAACUGCAGCAAAACUUGUGGUGAUGGAACAAAAACGAAAGCUAGAAAAUGUGAAAAUGAUACGUCUAUAGAAACACGUGAAUUGUUAUGCAGACUUAUAAAUGGAUCUUAUAGCAAAAUGGAAUAUGAAGAUAAAACCUGCAAAUUGAGCACAUGUCCAGAAAGCAUACGAAAGACAUUGGUGUUCUCUGUUAUUUUUGGAAUCUUUAUUCUUAUUAUCAUUCUGGUUGUGAACUGUUUAAUAUGGAGGCAGCUUAUGAACGCCAGACAAGCUGAAGCUUUGAUAGAAGAAGGAGUCCAGGAACAAGGGAAAGAAAAAGAAGCAGGAGGAACUAAAAUAAAACACACUGAAGAAUCUUACCAAGAUAGUAUUGCCGAAGAAAUCGUAGAUGCCGAUAGAGAUAAAAGUGAGACGUUACAAAAGCUGCCAUAUCAGAAAGGAAUUAACACUAAAAAAUAACUCGAUGCAUUUUAUAAUAGAAUUGACAUGGGUUUGAAUUUUGUCAAAAAAUGCUGAAACAAUUUUUUUA